AUGCGAUCCACUGCGGCGCAGUGGAAUCGGACAGCUAUAUCGCGAAUGCGGUGCUGGGGAUGUACGCCAAGUGCGGGAGCAUGGGCGAGGCAUCCAGGUGCGCCGGCGCGAUCUGGUGUCGUGGAAUUCUCUCAUCGCGGGAUUGCCGAGAAUGGGCAAUCGUCUCUCGCGUUGGAUCUCUUCCAGCGGUGCCUCUGGCUUUCUUCCAGAUCGCUUCACUUCCUCGCGGCAUUGAAGGCGUGCUGUGCCUUGGGAUCAAAGGAGGAAUCCACCGCCGCGAUGGGCAAAGCAAGAUCUCUGGAGAUCGUCAUGGCGCUACACCGAGAAGCCUCGCGAUUUGGCUGCGCGGACGACGUCCUCGUCGCCACCAGCCUGAUUGACGCCUACGAAAAAUCUGGCAGCAUGGAAGAUGCGCAGAGAGCUUUCGAUCGAGUGCCUCACCGCAACGUCGUCUCGUGGACUGCUCUCAUCGCCGGCCACGCUCCCAAUCGAGAUGGCGCUGCUGGGCUGCAAAUCUUUCAGCGAAUGGAUCCUUGCUGCACUCCAAACUCUCACACUUUUGUGGCGGCCUUGGAGCUCUUGCUUGAGCAUCGCCGAGAAGGAAGAAGAAGAUCAUGGGAAGAUUAUGAUCAAGGUGGUGGCUCUAGAGACUGCUAUGGCGAUCCAUUCUCGAGCAGCUAA
Molecule: messenger RNA, 681 nt
Organism: Selaginella moellendorffii
Lineage: Eukaryota; Viridiplantae; Streptophyta; Lycopodiopsida; Selaginellales; Selaginellaceae
Product: pentatricopeptide repeat-containing protein At3g26782, mitochondrial-like
Exons: 1
Coding region: 1-681 (226 amino acids)
Biological process (GO): RNA modification
Molecular function (GO): RNA binding; protein binding
Source: RefSeq, a predicted model, not a curated record